This is a messenger RNA of Capsella rubella, 2937 nucleotides long. Its product is annotated as dual specificity protein kinase splB. Lineage: Eukaryota; Viridiplantae; Streptophyta; Magnoliopsida; Brassicales; Brassicaceae. The transcript is spliced from 6 exons. Bases 59 to 2671 code for a protein of 870 amino acids. The record is from RefSeq and is a predicted model, not a curated record.
GAAGAAGAAGAAGAAGAAGAAGAAGAAGUUGAUUCUCAGGUUUUUAUUAUGCUAUGUGAUGAAAGCCAUGGAGAAUUCAGAUGUCAUCAAGUCUACAGAUGAGUUGAUAAAAUCCAAUUUGGGAGAAGCAGAACAACUGGUCGACGAUGAAACCAAUUUGCUGAGAUCUGCUCAACCAAAGAAGAACUCCUCCUCUUUUUCACAAUCUGCCGAUGAAAAAGAAGACAAAGGUGAUGAUGCACGGAGCGACGAUGAGGACGAGGACCUGGAGAAAAUCAUUCAUAUCUUAGAUCAGCGAGAUUCUUUGCCUUCAUCUACUGUGCUUCCCAGAUCCAGUGCUCUCGAUUAUACACAAGCCUCUGAGUCGCUAGAAAAGAUUCCAGAGCCCGAGACACAAAUAGAAACUUAUCGUCCUAUACAAGCAUCUGAGCCAAUAGAAAAUCUUCAGGAGUCCUCACCUCAGACAGAAAAUCAUCCGGAGCCCACUCCAGGUCCAACAAAUCCAGCGAGCUCACUUGAGACGCAGACAGUAGAUAAAGAACUUCCUGAUCCCACUCCUGCUCUUGCAAAUACAGCGAGCUCACUUGAGACUCAGACAGUAGAUAAAGAACUUCCUGAUCCCACUCCUGCUCUUGCAAAUCCAGCGAGCUCACUUGAGACGGAGACAGUAGAUAAAGAACUUCCUGAUCCCACUCCUGCUCUUGCAAAUACAGCGAGCUCACUUGAGACGCAGACAGUAGAUAAAGAACUUCCUGAUCCCACUCCUGCUCUUGCAAAUACAGCGAGCUCACUUGAGACUCAGCUAAAGAAUGAAGACAUCCCUACUCACACUCAAGUUCCAACAGUUACAGGGAGGAGGGAUUCAAAGAAAACGACAAACAGUCCGUCCAUGAAUUCAGAUGUGAUCAAGUCGGGAUUAAAAUCUCUGUUGCAAUUGUCCCAAGGAUUGGGUUGUUUCAAAAAUGCGGAUGAGCUGAUAAAAGCUAUGCGUAAAGAGGAAACACUGGAAGACCAUGAGGCCGAUUUGCUGAGAUCUUCUUUACCUGAACCAGAGAAUAACUCCUCCUCUUCUUCGCAAUCUGGCGAUGAAACGGUAGACGAAGGUGCAAUGAGCGACAAUCCGGAUGAGAUAGUGGAGAAAGUCAGUCAGAUGCUAGAUCAGAUUUCUGAUCAGCUAGCUUCUUCGCUUUCAUCUACUGUGCUUCCUGGAUCCAGUGGUCUCGAUAAUACACAAGCCUCUGCGUCGCUAGAAGAUAUUCCAGAGUCUGAGACACGGAUAGCAAGGUAUCCUCCUACACAAGCCUCUGAGUCACUAGAAAGUCUGCCUGAAUCCGAGACAAAGAUAGCAACAAGCCUUCCUACACAAGCAUCUGAGCAGAUAGAAAAUCUUCAGGAAUCCUCACCUCAGGCGACAAAUCAUCUCGAGCCCACUCCAGGUCUAACGAAUUCAGCGAGCUCACUUGAGACUGAGACAGUAGAUAAAGACCUUGCUGAGCUCACUCCUGCUCUACCAAAUACAGCAAGCUCACUUGAGACUCAGAUAGAAAAUGUAGAAAUUCCUACUCACACUCUAGUUCCAACAGCUUCAGAGAGCAAUGAGAAUGGUCCAGAUUCACUUUUUCAUCAAAAUCAAAUUUUAGAAUCUUUGCAUAAGAUGAUGGAGUCACAAGGAGAGGAGCUGAAACAGCUGACAUGUGCUCUGAAGAGACAAGAUGAAAAACUAAAAGUUACUGUAUGGGACAUUAAUGUUAAAUCAGAGAAAACCAUACAGAAAACUGUAUCUUCUCUGAAGUCAGACUUGAAGCAAUUGUCUGAGCAACAUUACAACGCUCUACUGUCCCAGCUUGCUCGUACUCAACCCUCUGAGUCGCUAGAAAAUAUGUCAGAGCUUGAGGCACAGAUAGCAACAAACCGUCCUACACAAGCCCUUAAGUCAGCGGGGAGGAAUUUGAAGCAGCAGCACAUGAAUCAGCAAGUGGGCUCCUCCGGUGAACCUUCAACUCGUCAAACUGGAAAACAGACGAAGAACCGUUUCCCCUCUUCACCGAAUCUUCCUGAGUCAACAACUACAGGGAGGAAUGAGGAGGCCAAGAGCUCCAUAGAAUCAUUGCAUCAGAUGAUGGUGUCACAAAGGGAGGAGCUGAAACAAUUCAUGAAGAAUCAAGAUGAAAAGCUAGAGGCUAUUCUAUGGGACAUUAGUGAAAAAGCAGAGAAUACCAUACAGAAAACUGGAUCUUCUCUGAAGGAAGACUUGAAGCAAUGGUCUCAGAAUAUUAACUACGCUCUACAGUCCGAGCUAGCUAGUACUCGGAAAUCCAUGUCGUCACUAUUGAAAACUGAAAUAGCGAGGAGUCGACAGAACCACUCAGCUGCUGGACCAACUUCUGACGGGUCGGUUCGGCUCAGCCAGGAUUCGGCACUUCGGAUUCUCCGCAAUCUCGCCACGGACAUCAUUGGAAUCAACAAUAAUCCACAGGGGGUACUAGCUUUUAUCGCUGAUCUGAUCGCAGGUAUCAACAGAUUGGAUAGCCUCUUUUUGGUCCGUGCUCGCCCAGACUUAUUGCUCGUUGAUCAGAUGCUUGUCGGGCUGCUUCAGACACCAGGCACACCACCCGGCACUAUUCACUUCCUCCGUCAUUCUAUCCAUCUCCUGCUUCAUACUGAUCAGUAGAUCAGUCACAUCAUCCCUCAAAAUACUCUUCUGGAUCAGCAAACAUUGCAACCAUUAUCAGACCUAAGAUGUAGUUCCUCUCUUCUUUCAAGAACCUAUCCAUCUGAGUAUAGAGUCAGGAAUAACAACAUUUUCAUAAAUAAACUAUCCUUUGGUAUAACAUCUUCGUUUCCUUGUGUUUCUUAGCUCCUUGUCUGUUUAAUUUUUAGCUAAACAAACCACAGAAAGAAAAUGGUUUGGAUAUAAGUCAACUCUUAUUUAGUCAA